Entrophospora candida is the source of this 1701-nucleotide messenger RNA. The record is from the annotation of a GenBank genome assembly. Lineage: Eukaryota; Fungi; Glomeromycota; Glomeromycetes; Entrophosporales; Entrophosporaceae.
AUGGAUAAAAUAUCAUCUAAAUUAUUACAAACCCAUUUCAACCACUUGGAAAGUUAUUCGUUGAGAGUAUCUUUUGAUAAUUUAUGCAAAUUAAAUGAAUCCACCAAUAUUCUUUAUAUCGAUGAAAAAUCUUUUAUGGAUUAUUUAAAUAUUCCUGACGAGACUGGUGCAGGACCGUUAAUUUAUCGAUCAUUUAUCAAUCUAGGCAAUUACCAAUCAUCAUCAAUUGAACAUAAUCUAACCUAUAAUAGUUUAGUAAAAGCUGUCGCGAUUUAUUGUAAUAAGUUUGAAGAUGUAAUUAAUGAGGAUCAAUUAAAACUUAUUUUUGAUUCUUUUUCAAUUCCUCUUGAUCAUAAAAACAACAGCAACGAAGAUGGUGGUAAUAAUAGAUUGGGUGCUCCCUCAGAAAUACAACCACAAACUUCCUCUGCUUCUACUUCUACUAAAGAUGAUGAUGAUUUCCUUAAAUUACUUGGUAUUGAUCAAAGUGAAGAAGUCAAUUCUUCUAAAGUUCAAUCACAAGAUUUGGUAAAGGUAUUGAUAGCUUUAGUUUGGAUUAUGUUAUCCGAAAUGUCUUUAACAACAACAGAAGCAUUAACAUCAGCGUCAGAAGCAUCAACAAUUUCUAACAAAUUAACAUCUUUGCAAGAUAUAAAUCAAAUUCGUGAUGCUAUCAUACCAAUUGUUGAUCAUAUAUCAAUAUAUAAUAAUAAAUCCUCCGGGUCAAAUCAAGAGUCAAAAAACUUGUUUUCUGAUGUUACUUGGUUAGCGUUUAAAAAAUUUACUGAAAGAAAUGCACCAAAUAUAUUUCAGGGAUUUACUGGAUUUUUCUAUAAUCAGUUUUUGAUAGGUCAAACACUUUCACGUCCAGAAACAGUUUAUUGGCCAACUUUGGAUCAUCAAUGUGAAACCUUGGACCCAAUAAAUAUUGCAAUAUUAUCAUGGAUGUUACCAGAUAAAGUGAUGAAGAAACGUAUUUGGAAUCGUUUAUUUAAAGGAAGUUUACAUGGUUUCAGUAUGAAUCGUUUCUCCAGUCAUGUAUUUAAAUAUCCUGGCCCAACAUUAAUGUUAAUAAAAGCAAUCAUAACAAAUCAACAAACUUCAUUCUCUACCACACCUACAACAAAAACGUCUCCAACCAAAAUAGAAAAUAACAAUAAUAGUUCAGAAUCAGAAUCACAACAAAAUACUUUGUUAUUAGGUGCCUAUGUAGCAGAGUCAUGGCAUUCAACCAAUUUACCUAAAUCAUGUUUCGGAUCAGAUGAAUUUUUUUUGUUUGAAAUUUGGCCAACUUUAGAACUUUUCCCAGCCACCAAAAAAAAUACAAGAUAUGCAUAUUAUAAUCCUUCAUUUGGCAUAGGUUUUGGUGGUUUGGCCACUGCCAGUCAAACUUCCAGUAAGAUAGAAUCACAAGAUGCAAACUCAUUUGUGCUUCAGCUUGAUAACAGUCUUCAAUUUGGUAGAUAUCGCAAUGAUAUGUUGAGAGAAUUAUCACCCACCUACUCUUUAUCCAAUACAAGGGGCUAUUUUGAUAUAUCUUUUGAGGUUUUGGAAAUUGAAGUCAUUGGAUUAGGUGGCAAUGAUGCUCUUAAUAAACAAGAGAAAGAAUGGAAAUGGGAAGAUAAUGAGGCGAAUAAACGGCAAGGACUUCGAAGGAAUAGUUCGAAAAAUACUGAUAUUGAAAUAUUAAAGGUAAAAUAA